AUGGCGCCGCAUCGCCGCAAGAUGGGCGGGCCCGAGCUGCCUGCGAAGGCAAUGGGUAAGGAUGACGGCCACUCGCGUGGGAGGGGAGCGACCCAAACUGCAGGCCCCGGGACGAGAGCUGCCAAUCUCCUUAAUGGUUCUACUAUUGAACGACUGCCCCUCAUGGUUUGUCUUGCCUUACCUGUGGUCUGGGCAUUGCUUGCCCUGGCCGCCCGCUUCGUCGACGCCAAUCUGGCUUGGGCACCGCGAAACUCGGCCAAGUGCAACGCCGCCACGUUCCAGCGCGCCCUUGUUCGCUCCGGCGCCGAGAUCACCAACGUCACCUUCGUCCCCAAAGGCGGCAGCUUUGGCGAGGGCGCGUCGAAUCUCUUAUAUCCGGUGAACCCGACCAACCUAACCGAGCUGUGCGCCUUGACAGUCAGGGUGACGUCUUCUCCCAGCUCAUCCUACCGGUUCGGACUGUUUCUCCCCAUGGAACCCCACCAAUGGAAGGAGAGGUUUUUUGCCGUAGGAAAUGGCGGGUUUGGCGGCGGCAUCAACUGGCUCGAUAUGGCGCCCGGCCCCCAUUACGGCAUGGCAACCAUCUCAACAGAUACGGGCCAUAACUCCACCACGGCCGACAUUACGUGGGCGAACAAGCAGCCCGAGAAGAAGACCGACUGGGGCUGGCGCGCGCUGCAUGGCUCUGUCGAGCUCGGAAAGAAGCUGACCGAGGCUUUCUACGGAAAGCCGAUCAAGUACUCGUACUAUAGCGGCUGCUCGACCGGCGGCCGGCAGGGGCUCAAGGAGGUGCAGAUCUCCCCCGGCAGCUUCGACGGAGCCCUUAUUGGCGCCCCCUCGUGGUACACCAGCCACAUCAACCCUUUCGUCGUCAAGUUUGGCGCCUACAACCUGCCGGUUGGUGCCGACCACCAUAUCCCAGUCGAGCAGUUUUCAUGGAUCGGGAAGCAAGUCGUGGAGCAAUGCGACGAGGUGGAUGGCGUGAAGGAUGGUAUUGUCAGCGAACCGGAAGCCUGCAAGUUCGACUUCGACAAGAUCAAAUGCCCAGACCAAACAAAGAGUCCGAACUGCCUCACAGACCAGCAGAUUGAAACCGCCAAGAAGAUAUACAGCGACUCCUACACCGACACCGGAGAGUUCAUCUACACAGGUCUGACGCUCAGCUCUGAGGACCAGUGGUUCAUCCUGCUGGGCAGCGACGUGCCGAGCCCCUUUGGCGUGCAGUAUGUGCAAGACUUUCUAUUCGACGACCCCAGCUGGCCGUGGCAGGAGUACAACGACAGCGUGAUGGCGUAUGCAGUGCGGCACGACCCUGGCAACUCGACAGCGGCGCAGUACGACAUCCGCCGCUUCCGCGACCGCGGCGGCAAGCUGCUCAUGUACCACGGGCUGGCGGACGGGCUGGUGGCGGAACGGGGCUCCAUCUACUACCACAGCCAGACGGUCGCGGCCAUGGGCAACGUCGACUCCUGGUUCCGCUUCUUCCAGAUCCCGGGCAUGCAGCACUGCGCCGGCACGACCGUCGACGCGCCGUGGAAUAUCGGCGCGGCCUUCCAGACCAGCUCCAUGGCCGCCAACGCGUGGUCCGUCCCCGGCUUCCGCGACGCCGAGCACGACGCCGUCCUCGCGCUCAUCGACUGGGUUGAGAAGGGCAAGCCUGUCGACAGGAUUGUCGCUACCACGUGGCGUAGCCCCUUUAACGCGACGUCGGGUGUCCUACGCCAGAGGCCGGUAUGUCCGUAUCCCAAGAAGGCAAGGUACAAUGGGAAGGGUUGUGAAAGCCAUGAGCGGAGCUGGGAAUGUAAGUAG
This is a messenger RNA of Phialemonium atrogriseum, 1809 nucleotides long. RefSeq names its product tannase and feruloyl esterase-domain-containing protein. The record is from RefSeq and is a predicted model, not a curated record. The transcript is spliced from 3 exons. Bases 1 to 1809 code for a protein of 602 amino acids. NCBI's taxonomy places the organism in Eukaryota, Fungi, Ascomycota, Sordariomycetes, Cephalothecales, Cephalothecaceae.